AUGGCAGUGCCAAAGUGAGCAGGGCCUUACUCGCGCGCUCGGCCGCCGAGGCCCCCGUUCCCGCCUCCGCCCCGCCCGGCGCCCCGCCCCGCCGCCGCCAACGCCUCACAGGACCUUCUCAACCGCUUCGGCAGCGGAAACGACGGCAUCUACUUCGCGCAGGGAGAGACCGACGGCCUUCGACCUCACGCGGUGAUCGAACAACAGGUGCACCGCGACGUGUCGCGGGGCGUGACGCAGCUGGCGCUGAGUCUGGACCGCGCGCUGAGCGCCGACGCCGACGCCGCCUCCACCGCCGCCGACGCCCCCGCGCGCGACAACGUGCUCUUCUCGCCGCUGAGCGUGGCCGCCGCGCUCGCGCUCGUCCUGCUGGGCUCCGGAGGGCGCACCUACGAGGAGGUGUCGCAGGUGCUGGGCCUCACGAUGGACGGCGCGCUGACGCCCGAGCGGGACAACGCCAUCCACCAGCACUUCGGGCGGCUCCUGGCGCAGCUGCACCGCCGCGCCGCCGCCACCGACUCCUCCGAGGCGCUGUCGGCGCACGGCGUCUUCGUGCAGGUGGGGCUGCCGCUGCGCGCGCGCUUCCGCAAGGUGGCGCAGCAGGCGUACCACAGCGACGUGCAGCUGGUGGACUUCGUGCGGCGGCCGCUGGACGCGCAGGCGGCCGUCAACGCCUGGGUCAAGCAGCACACGCGCGGCCGCAUCGCCGACAUGCUGGCGCAGCCGCCGCCCGCCGCCACGCGCCUCAUCCUCGCCACGGCGCUCUACUUCAACGGCCAGUGGCAGCACCCGUUCCCCAGGGAGACCACGCAGCGCAGGCCCUUCUACGUGGACGGCGACGCCAGCGGAGAGGUACUCCAAGUGGAGAUGAUGGCCAACUCCGCCGACCUGCACUACGCCGAGGACCCGCAGCUGCGCUGCAAGAUCCUGUGCCUGCCCUACAAGGGCGGCGACGUCGCCAUGUACGUCGUGCUGCCCAACGAGCGCGGCCUGCACGCGCUGAGGGCGCUGGAGGCCAGCCUCACGGUGGAGGCGCUGGAGCGGCUGGUCAACUCCACGCGCCUGGAGCCGGACGUGAUCGUGGUGCUGCCGCGCACCAAGCUCGACUUCAGCGCCGACCUCAGCUCCGCGCUGCAGCGCCUGGGCGUGCACACGCUCUUCGACGCGGGCGCCGCCAACCUCUCGCGGCUGGUGGGCGUGGACGAGGCGGCGGCGGCGGCGGCGGGUGCCACGCAGGCCCGGAAGGCGCCGGCCAGCGACGCCAUGCACUUCCGCGGCCAGCGCGACGCCCACGAGCCGCUCUACGUGGACGAGAUUUUGCAUAAGCAGCCACAGACUUUUUGUGGACGAGAUUCUGCCCAAGUGGCGUCGGCGGCCACGCUGGCGACCGUCUCGCGCGACGGCUCCCACCGCUCCGUGCGCGCCGACCGGCCCUUCAUCUUCUUCAUCCGCCACCAGCCCAGCGGCCUGGUGCUCUUCUGGGGCUCGGUGGUGCGGCCGCGGCCCACGCCCCCCAUCGUCUAG
Gryllus bimaculatus (two-spotted cricket) is the source of this 1524-nucleotide messenger RNA. The record is from the annotation of a GenBank genome assembly. NCBI's taxonomy places the organism in Eukaryota, Metazoa, Arthropoda, Insecta, Orthoptera, Gryllidae.